Ochotona princeps (American pika) is the source of this 2720-nucleotide messenger RNA. RefSeq names its product G protein-coupled receptor 75 (gene GPR75). Gene Ontology annotation, molecular function: C-C chemokine receptor activity. Gene Ontology annotation, biological process: G protein-coupled receptor signaling pathway. The record is from RefSeq and is a predicted model, not a curated record. The transcript is spliced from 2 exons. The coding region runs from base 382 to 2004 and encodes 540 amino acids. Gene Ontology annotation, cellular component: membrane. Lineage: Eukaryota; Metazoa; Chordata; Mammalia; Lagomorpha; Ochotonidae.
GCGCCUCACGCGCGCGCGGCGGGAGCGUCCGGGUCCCGGGCACGAGGUGGAACACGAGGGGCGCCGGCCGAGGGGGGCGGCUCCUUGACGGCGCCUCCGCGCCCCCGGCUCACCGCGGCUCCCGGGAUGCGCGGAGGCGGCGGCGAUGGCGGCGAUGGCGGCGAUGGCGACGGGGCCUGGGGCCCUGCAUGCUACGGGGCGGCGGGCCGAGCUGAGGUGUCGGCUGAGAGAUGGAGGAGGAGGGUCGGCGCUGCGCCCACCCGGCAGGCUCAUCUGCCUUGGGCCUCUUUUGUCCCAUAUCACUCAUCUGUGAGUUGAAACCCUGACUCUUCCCACUGAACAUUUCUGGAGAACAGCAGGAAGGGGCAUUUCUCUCUGAGGAUGAACUCGACAGACCCCCUUCCGGAUACCUCCAAUGCCACGGCGCUCCCCAUGCCUGCCUGGCGGGGAGCAAACAGCUCCUCUCUGCAGGAGGAUCUUCAGGAUCUCAUCCACACAGCCACCUUGGUGACCUGCACUUUCCUACUCACCAUCAUCUUCUGCCUGGGCUCAUAUGGCAACUUCAUUGUCUUCUUGUCCUUCUUUGAUCCGGCCUUCAGGAAGUUCAGAACCAACUUUGAUUUCAUGAUCUUGAACCUGUCCUUCUGUGACCUCUUCAUCUGCGGAGUGACUGCCCCCAUGUUCACCUUUGUGUUGUUCUUCAGCUCAGCCAGAAACAUCCCAGAUGCUUUCUGCUUCACCUUUCAUCUCACCAGUUCAGGCUUCAUCAUCAUGUCCCUCAAGACGGUGGCAGUGAUUGCCCUGCACCGGCUCCGCAUGGUGUUGGGGAAGCAGCCAAAUCGGACCUCCUCUUUCCCCUGCACCUUGCUCCUCACUCUACUACUCUGGGCCACCAGCUUCACCCUGGCUACUUUGGCUACCCUGAAAACCAACAAGUCUCAUCUUUGUCUCCCCAUGUCCAGUCUAAUGCCCGGAGAAGGGAAAGCCAUUCUAUCUCUCUACGUGAUCGACUUCACCUUCUGUGUGGCUGUGGUUUCUGUCUCUUACAUCAUGAUUGCUCAGACCCUGAGGAGGAAUGCUCAAGUAAGGAAGUGUCCCCCUGUCAUCACAGUUGAUGCUUCCAGACCACACCCUUUUAUGGGAACCCACGUGAAGGGAGGUGGAGAUCCCAUCCAGUGUACCAUGCCAGCCCUAUAUAGGAACCAGCAUUACAACAAGCUGCAGCAUGUACAGACCCAUGGAUACACCAAGAGUCCCAACCAGCUGCCAACUCCUGCAGCCAGCCGACUGCAGCUGGUAUCAGCCAUCAACCUCUCCACGGCCAAGGAUUCCAAAGCUGUGGUCACCUGUGUGGUCAUUGUGCUGUCGGUCCUGGUGUGCUGUCUUCCACUGGGGAUUUCCUUGGUUCAGGUGGUUCUGUCUAACAGUGCGAGCUUCAUCCUUUACCAGUUUGAACUUCUUGGAUUUACCCUUAUCUUUCUCAAGUCAGGACUGAACCCUUUUAUCUACUCCCGGAACAGUGCAGGACUGAGAAGGAAAGUGCUCUGGUGCCUCCAAUACAUAGGCCUGGGCUUCUUCUGCUGCAAACAAAAGACUCGACUUCGAGCCAUGGGAAAAGGGAAUUUGGAAGUCAACAGAAACAAAUCCUCCCAUCAUGAAACAAAUUCCGCCUACAUGUUGUCUCCCAAGCCACAGAAGAAAUUUGUGGACCAGGCUUGCGGCCCGAGUCAUUCGAAGGAAAGCAUGGUGAGUCCCAAGAUCUCUGCUGGACACCAACAUUGUGGCCAGAGCAGCUCGACCCCCAUCAACACGCGGAUUGAACCUUAUUACAGUAUCUAUAACAGUAGCCCUUCCCAGGGUGAGAGCAGCCCAUGUACCUUGCAGCCAGUGAACUCUUUCGGAUUUGCCAACUCGUACAUUGCCAUGCAUUACCACACCACUAAUGACUUGUUGCAGGAAUAUGAUAGCACAUCCGCUAAACAGAUUCCAGUCCCCUCUGUUUAAAGUCAUGGGGGCUGCAGAAUCUUCUGUAAGUGAUUUACUGUCAUAGACUGAGUCUUUCUUAACUUUUUGGCAUCACUAUCAGACCAGAAUUUAAUGAUUUUGCUGAAGAAUUGACAGUGAAGACUUUUCUUUUGCCUGAAAUACUUACUGUCUGUUGGUUUGCUUUGUAGUUUCUUGACACCUUAAGAUUUAAUCUGAAAGUUUAUUUAGACCUUUACCUUGACCUGUGCUCCCAUCUUUUUUACCAUACCUGUGAGUGGGCCAGGCAUAAUCACCUGUUAAAGUAGAAAAUCAACUGAGUAUGAUUCUUUGAGCCAAUAUUAUAGAUUUUAUAGCUCUAUGUUUUUGAAUUUUUAGGAGAAUGUGAAGAUACAAUCCUUGCUGAGGUGUUACGAGUACUUUUAUUAGCUGAAUUGUGAAUUUUGAUUCUGUGGAGUAAUAACCUGGGAAAUAAUAUGCUUUUUUUGAUGAUAGUUUGAUUUGAGUGUGUCACCUGUAAUUCUCUCCUUACCAAAAGUACUCACACAGGCAGUAGGUACUUUCCUUACGAAGGACAGUCAAAUAUAACAAUUGUUGUCUUUUGUUAUUUAGACUUUAUUUUGUGUCGAGUAGCUUGAUCAGUCUUUUAAAAUGAAAGGUAUCUUUGCUUCUUAAAGUGAAUCACUCUGUUUAAAAGUAAUCUUAUCUGAGAGUCCUGUUAAAGAACACUCUGGAGG